AUGUUUCCAAUUUCCAUAGGAGUGGGAUCACUGGAGCUCCCAGCUCCUUCAUUCGCUUUCGGGACAUGCACACUCCAGAUUGCACGAUCCACCCUCAGUGCAAUCUUGGCGGCGUCAUCGAAAGUGGUAACAGCCGUCUUGAGAACCUCCAGACGAACGUCGUACUUCAGUCCAGUGCAGAACUUGUCCCACUUCUCCCCAUCUAAAAUGUCCGGGAUAGUCAUCACGAUGUUCCGGAACUCAGACAAAUAUUUCGAAACUGACGAAACUUGUUUCAGUCUUCGAAGCCUGUCCCGUACCCUACGGACGUGA
This is a messenger RNA of Chondrus crispus (carragheen), 312 nucleotides long. RefSeq lists its product as hypothetical. The coding region runs from base 1 to 312 and encodes 103 amino acids. The record is from RefSeq and is a predicted model, not a curated record. The transcript has a single exon. Lineage: Eukaryota; Rhodophyta; Florideophyceae; Gigartinales; Gigartinaceae.